AUGUCAACGGCAAGUCGUGACUCUCUCCCUCCUCUCAUGCUCAUGCCGGAUGUGGCAGGCACAUUGGGGACUACAGGAGAGCGGCAACUUGAUCAGAGCAUGAUGUCCAAGGCCAUGGGGCUAGAGGAGCGACAGGUCUUCAGCCAUGGCAGCAGAAACACCUUCACUCUCCAUGCAAGGAACAUCGGAAGGCCGACCAGCAUGCUCGUUCGGUUUCUACCCCAUGGCGAAGAGCCGAGUUGGUACCUGGAGAGGAUCGUCUUGUGGAGAGCGAGGGCCUUCCAGGAGAAAGUCGCCUUCCCCGCCUACUCGUGGUUUGACGGAGACAUUAUGGAAACUUGGGACCAGCCGUUAGACGCUGCAGGAGGAGCGCUCCCGGGAGCAUCGCGUCCUGAUGGAGGUGAUGGCAGAGGGAUGCGCGGAGCGACGGCUCACCUUGUGAGGGAAGAAGGAGAAGAGUGGGAUGUGGCAUCCAGCAGGGAGCGAGCGAUGGAGGAGGGAAGGAGAGCGAUUGAGCUGCUUCGCAUCCUCGAGCGGAGGCAGGAAGAAGGCCGUCUGAACAUUCUUGAGCUCAGGAGGCUGGAGCAGCUUGCCAAGAGCGCGACGUGCGUGUCCUACCUCCGAGCCAAGGAGGAGCACCAUUGGAUGCCACCGAGCAAGGAGCUGCGGGGAGAGAGCAGGGCAGAGAGAAAGAUCCUCCAGCUCCUGAAGCUGCAGAAGGACGUCUGUGGUUCUCCGCAGCUACGGCAGGAGGAGGAGGAGGAGGAGGGAGGGCGAACUGCCUUGAGGGAUCCUUACUUGCCGCUACGAAGAUCGCUCCAGCAAGAGAUCCCAGGAUUCGAGACGCUCGUGGUAGGUGGCGAUGACGAUGAGAUGGCCGGGGACCUGAGCUUCUCACCAGCAGCAAGGGCGAGUCUUUCUCUCAGCCCGAUAAUCCCUCCAGCCCAGCAACUGCUCAGCUCUCCACAAGCUGCUGUGCCAUCUCAAGUAUCCCCCAUCUCCCGCGCGAUCCGGAAGAAGCUGUGGGAGGUGAAGUGGGAGCGACCGGAACAGCAGGAGGAGGAGCUGCGGCAGAUCUCGAGCUCAGUGUCGGAGGUGGAGACGGAGGUGAAGGCGCAGGCGCGGGCGAUCGAAGAAGCGAGCAAGGCUGUUGCCUUCCUUGAAAACACGCUGAAGCCUCGGCACCUGCGACUGUUCCACCAGAGUUACGAGGUGAGGAGGAGAGGGAAGGGAGAGCGGGGGAGAGAAGAGUGA
Messenger RNA from Guillardia theta CCMP2712, 1254 nucleotides. RefSeq lists its product as hypothetical. Lineage: Eukaryota; Cryptophyceae; Pyrenomonadales; Geminigeraceae. Gene Ontology annotation, molecular function: protein binding. The record is from RefSeq and is a predicted model, not a curated record. The transcript is spliced from 10 exons. The coding region runs from base 1 to 1254 and encodes 417 amino acids.